GCUGUAGCACGGACACUACCGGCUGUUAUUUACCCAGGCAUUCUUGAUAAGAUUACUGCUGUGUUUAAGAAGUAAAACCCUGCAGUUCAACUCUCGCACCCCUCCUUCUUCUAUACAGGGAAUUAUAAAAAGCUUGAUUGUGAGCUUGCUGGGUGGCUGAAGCUAGCAACUUAUUUAAUAAGUAACUCUCUCUCUCUCUCUCUCUCUCUCUCUCUCUCUCUCUCUCUCUCUCUGUCUCUCUGCAACUUGGCCUCCAGCACAGAUCCAGUACUCACUCCUGGACCUCUUUCGUUACUGGUGUUCUCUCUAUCUCUGUUUCUACCCCAUUCCCCCAUCUUUCUAUGGUUAAAUGGACAAAGCUGGCAUCUCAGAGGCUGCGAGCCCCCUGGCAGGCACUGGUCAGGUCACCGAGGCAACGGCACCCAGUUCUCGGGUGUUUGGCUGCGGCUUUGUGCGACACUGGGUACCCCUGGAGUACAGAGAAGAGCUUUCUCAAGUCCUGCGACUAACAGGGCCUCUGCUUGUCACCCGGAUAUUAAAUUUUCUUCAGCCGUUUGUCAGCACCAUAUUUGUUGGUCACCUGGGGAAUGCUGAACUGGCUGGAUAUGCACUGGCUUCUGCUACCAUUAAUGUGACUACAGCAGCCACAGGAUGUGGUCUGGCCCUGACGUGCGACACGCUGGUGUCUCAGACGUUCGGCGGUAAGAAUAUGAAGCGUGUUGGGGAGAUCAUGCAGAGGAGCAUCCUGAUCCUGCUGCUCUUCUGCCUGCCGUGCUGGGCCGUCCUCAUCAACUCUGAGUCCAUCCUGUUGCUCCUGCAGCAGGAAGCCGAGGUUGCCAGAAUUGCACAUCUGUACGUGUUUGCGUUCCUGCCAGCUGUUCCUGUCUUUUUCCUGCACCAACUGCAAGUGGCUUACCUUCAGAACCAGGGGAUCAUUUUACCCCAGAUGUACACAGCAGCUGUAGCCAAUGUAAUAAACGUAGCGGUGAAUUAUGUCCUGAUUUUCUCCAUGGGUUUGGGAGUGAAGGGCUCCGCUGCAGCCAUUUCUGUCUCACAGUUCUUCAUCGCUCUCCUGCUGUUCGGCUACAUACACUGGAAAAAACUGCAUGUCAGCACAUGGGGGGGCUGGUCCAUGUCCUCUCUACAGGAAUGGGACUCCUUCAUGAAGCUCGCCAUCCCCAGCACAUUAAUGCUCUGCUUUGAGUGGUGGAUCUAUGAAAUUGGAGGUUUCCUCGCAGGUAUGCUGGGAGAGAUCGACCUGGCGGCCCAACACGUGCUGCUGGAGAUGGGAUCGAUCACGUACAUGUUUCCUCUAGGUGUACAUGCAGCAGCGUGUGUCCGCGUGGGCAAUGCUUUAGGGGCAGGAGACACACGUAGAGCUCUGAUUACCAGCAAAGUGGCUCUGUUUGUCUCAGGAGUGUUGGCACUACUACAGGGGAUUGUGCUCGGUUCUACUAAAUCAGUGUUAGGCUUCAUCUUUACCAAUGAUCAGACCAUUGUUGAGAUUGUAUCCGAAAAUAUGACCUUCUAUGUGUUCUUACAGUUUUUUGAUGCUCUUGUGUGUGUAAGCUCUGGGAUCCUUCUGGGUUCAGGAAAUCAGAAGAUAGCAGCCAUAUCCAACCUGAUCUCUUACUACUGUAUCGGACUUCCUUUGGGAAUAUCGCUGAUGUUUGCUGCCAAGCUGAGGAUUCUGGGUCUGACGCUCGGUCUCUUGGUCUGUGUCAUCAUCCAAGCUUGCUUCUUCAUUGUGCUCAUCUUUAAACUCGAUUGGCAGAAGCUGACUGAGAAGGCCCAGAAACGUGCUGGAAGGAAUGGGAAAGUGAACUGUGUAGGACAGAAGGCACCUCUUAGUGUACCAAUCAUGGACAACAUGAUUCCUGAAGAAACAGACAACCCUGAGCAACUAUAUGCUGGAGGAACUAUGGUACGCUCUGUAAACAUUUGCUCCAAAACAAGCGCCUACGCUCCAGCCAGCACCAAAGAUGAGAAACAGGACAAACCUGUGAUGGGUCAGGGGGAAGUGGACGACGGUGAAGCGGGAGAAGUCCGACUCAAAGCCCCGCUAUCCGUCCCUCAGCUGGUGCUGAGGAGAGGACUGGCUGUCCUGGCUGCAGUGUUGCUGCUGGCCGCCAGCAUCGUGGUUCAUGUGACCUGCCCACCUCCACAGCCGUUCAUCCAUCUUAAGAGCAACCUCACUACAGACUGGGGAAACCACACCAGCACUACUGCCUUCCCAAACGCUAUAGCUUCUGACUACCACUUAACAAUGACACCGAUCUGAAUUACGGUGCUUUCGAAACACACGAACCACCAAAGCAAGCAAAAAUUGUGCUGAGGAAUUGCUGUGGUUUUAGUGCAGCCAUUUCUUUAGCAGGUUUACCAAACACCAAACCAGUAUUGAACCACAUUUGUACCUCAACAUUUCUGUAGAUAUGCAGGUGAAGAAGCUGUUCAGUCGAGCUGCUUAACCCUCAAAACGUUUAACACUCCAGUUCUCUCUGAACCCAAGAGCUUGAAAGGGGUCCGGUUGAAAUGUUGUCGAAUAGAUUUUCACCAAAAAAAAUUCACUUAUCUGCAACGAAUAAUAAUAAUAAUAGUUAGCAUGUUAUCACGUUACCGAGACGGGUUGCCAAGUCUGUUUCAGAGCGUUAUGCUAUACAUAUACACAUUAGCAUCGUGACGUAACCUAGCCAGUCCACCUACAGACAUGUUUUUCAGAGGUGUGAUGGAAAACCUGUUAAACUCCACACGCAGACUAAACCCAAGCUCGGGAUCGACCCAGGAACCGUGGCGUGCUUGUCCUUGCCCUGGCAUGCUUCCCCAACACGCGCUAUUAAUGAUUGAUUGUUAUUCUUGAGCUAAUCUGUCUUUUUUUUAUAUGCUCAUAACGUUACAGAUCUAUUCAUGUGUUUGUAAAUGUUUCUAAUAUGACAGCCCACGUCCCGUGUCGUGUUACAAAAUUAUCACUGAAACGGUUUUCUUCAACAAAGAACCAAACUAUCUGUUGUGCAAAGGACAGCUUUAGUUUCCAUUGUUGAAGUUUUUUUUUUAUUUUAAGUCCAUGUCACAAUUUAAUUAGCAUGUUAAGACAUGUUUUUUUUUUGGAAUGACUCACAAUUUUGUAGAACCGUCCUACAGAGUCAAGUUCAACAUCCUGGUAAUUUUUUCCUGUUCCAUCUCACUAAAAAUGUUAAUUAGUAAACGUAUUACUGUUAUGUAACAACUGGAACAAGUGAUUUUUUACAGUCUUACUGACCAUCUAUAGAAACAGGUCAGAAGUUAUUUUUCCAGUGAGAGAACACAAAUUACAAAUCGAAUGGAUUCGUAAAUAAAAGUGACAUCAAGAGACUAAACCUUAAGAAAGCUUUACCUUAACCUAAAGCUUAACGCUUUUGAUAUUAACGAUUCGUAUAAUUUCGUAUUAAUCCCAGUCAUCGUGACAAAGCUGUGUGAGACGACGUCGUAAAAUAUUGAACAUGAAGCUGACUGAAUGUCACAUUAAGAGCGCUGAUCCCCAUCAGUUCUGAUCUCGUGAUCAUCUUCAGGCCUCGGCUUGUGGUUGAAAAUGAAACACCGUUUUGUUUUUAUUCAUAUUAUUAUUAUUAUUUGUUUGUUUGUUUGUUUUUGUUGGUUCCUCCACUAGGCUGUGCUGUAAUCAUAAAUCGCAUUGGAUUGGUACAUAAUAUAAUAAAUGUACUUUUUACAAC
Molecule: messenger RNA, 3707 nt
Organism: Tachysurus vachellii
Lineage: Eukaryota; Metazoa; Chordata; Actinopteri; Siluriformes; Bagridae
Gene: slc47a1
Product: solute carrier family 47 member 1
Exons: 17
Coding region: 350-2281 (643 amino acids)
Biological process (GO): xenobiotic detoxification by transmembrane export across the plasma membrane
Cellular component (GO): membrane
Molecular function (GO): xenobiotic transmembrane transporter activity; antiporter activity
Source: RefSeq, a predicted model, not a curated record